Linum tenue is the source of this 1963-nucleotide messenger RNA. Lineage: Eukaryota; Viridiplantae; Streptophyta; Magnoliopsida; Malpighiales; Linaceae. The record is from the annotation of a GenBank genome assembly.
ACUAGGGGUGUUGAAUUUCGAGAAUCACGUAAAUUAUUCGCUUUGGCGUAUCUGUGUGUUAAAGAGAGAGAUUUAGGGAAGAGAAGACUGGAACUGGCACUGGCAGGGAGGGAAGGAAUGACACAUUUAUGAAAUCAUAUCAUCAUAUUAUUAUUUUUUCCUAUUAAAGUCAAAAGCAAAACUCCAACCACUUCUCCUCGACUCCUCUCCCGUCUCAAUUCCUUCGCUCAUCGCGACUUUUCAUCCUACGCUCUACCAUUUUCCUACGCCGGCGGCACCUUCCGCGCUCUCUCCUGGAGCUUCCCCGUCCUCUUUCCCCUCCUGCUCUUCGCUGUUUGAAUCGGGACGCAGGGCCGCCGCCGCCGCCGCCAGUUCCCCAUUUCAAGCUUCCGUUUCGCGCCGGUUAUCGUACGUCUGAAGCAUGAGCUGCUUCAGCUGUUGCGAAGAGGAUGAGAUCCAUAAAGCUGCUGACAAUGGAGGUCAUUAUCCCUUAAAGGGUUCUGGAGCAGGAAGUAUAGGAGGCUAUCAUGCCUCAGAAACUGCGCCUAAAGGGGCUCAGAUUAUCAAGAUCCAGCCCAUUGAAGUUCCAGCAUUAGCUUUGGACGAGUUGAAGGAAGUUUCAGAGAACUUUGGUACUAAUUCUUUGAUUGGAGAAGGCUCCUAUGGAAGAGUGUAUUAUGGCAUUCUCAAGAAUGGGCAAGGUGCAGCGAUUAAAAAGUUAGAUGCCAGCAAACAGCCUGACGAUGAAUUCCUAGCUCAGGUCUCAAUGGUUUCUAGACUUAAACAUGAUAACUUUGUCCAAUUGCUUGGGUAUUGUGUUGAAGGAGGGUCUCGCAUACUUGCUUAUGAAUUUGCGUCGAAUGGUUCGCUGCAUGAUAUUCUUCAUGGAAGGAAAGGUGUUAAAGGUGCACAGCCAGGUCCUGUCCUUACAUGGGUGCAGCGUGUUAAAAUUGCUGUUGGGGCUGCUAAGGGCCUUGAAUAUUUGCAUGAAAAGGCCAAUCCCCAUAUCAUCCACCGUGACAUUAAAUCCAGCAAUGUUCUGAUUUUUGAUGAUGAAGUUGCAAAGAUUGCUGAUUUUGAUUUGUCAAAUCAAGCUCCUGACAUGGCGGCACGGCUUCACUCUACUCGUGUACUGGGCACAUUUGGAUAUCAUGCUCCUGAAUAUGCCAUGACUGGGCAGUUGAAUGCCAAGAGUGAUGUUUAUAGUUUCGGGGUGGUGCUUCUUGAGCUUCUGACUGGUCGUAAACCCGUUGACCACACACUGCCACGUGGGCAACAAAGUCUGGUCACAUGGGCUACACCUAAACUUAGCGAGGACAAGGUUAGACAAUGUGUUGAUACAAGACUAGGAGGAGAAUUCCCACCCAAGGCGGUUGCAAAGAUGGCUGCAGUGGCUGCUUUGUGCGUGCAAUACGAAGCUGAUUUCAGACCGAACAUGAGUAUCGUCGUGAAAGCACUACAACCUCUACUAAACGCCCGGGCAGGUCCUGUAGGUGAAACCCCAGCCGUCUGAUUCUCUCUGAGAUGCCCCAAGCGGGCACAUUGGUGUGGUAAGGUCACAGUGACAUUAUUAUUUCUUUCUUCAUUUAUUCCCAGGGAGAAGGAACCAUCCCUACACUUCUCUCCAUUUUUGUUAUGCGUUUCAUCUGUUCAUAAUUCGAAUAUGUGGAUAAGAUAAGUAUUGAUAAUGAUCUUCGCCUCAGUGGGAUAUUGGUUAAGGCAAGUGCUGUACAUCCGUGCAUGCCAUGUUUUAUUCUAUACUGUAUGCCUCUAUUAGUUGGUGGCAAAUGAAUUGAAUUCAUGGUUGAUUGGAUAGUGGAUUGGAUCAAGUGAAUUGGUGGGUUGAUUCAUGGGUGCAAAUGACAUCAAACCUUAGAUCAUUAUGUACUAAAAUAUCAUAAUUAAAAAAAAAUUUAGAUACUAAAAUGUAAUUUUUUACGGUUAAAUAAAAAUAAAAUGCAUU